AUGGCGCCUCUCAACUUCCUGAUAGCAGGCUUGAACUUCACGCGGGCUGAGACUGUCGGGGCUGGAUUCUAUCGAUUUGUGGCAGACCGCUCUCUGGUCUUGUCCGGCGCGGAAAUCCUCUCUGAGGCCUGGUCAGAGGAAUCAUGGUUGACAAAAGCCUCAGAGUGGCUUUCACGUCCCGAUGUUCUCGCAAUAAUCACCGCUUGGUGGAUCACCUUCUCCAUUGUCAUUACAAUUAUACUGUGCCUUGGGUUUGGGCCUGGAGGGAUUGUUGCAGGUUUGUCAUAUUCGCGUGUCGCUCGUUGGGUGAGCACCGAGGGCUUCUGCAAGCUGACACGUUAG
Penicillium arizonense is the source of this 342-nucleotide messenger RNA. RefSeq lists its product as uncharacterized. Lineage: Eukaryota; Fungi; Ascomycota; Eurotiomycetes; Eurotiales; Aspergillaceae. The transcript is spliced from 2 exons. The record is from RefSeq and is a predicted model, not a curated record. The coding region runs from base 1 to 342 and encodes 113 amino acids.